Messenger RNA from Adineta steineri, 2496 nucleotides. The record is from the annotation of a GenBank genome assembly. Lineage: Eukaryota; Metazoa; Rotifera; Eurotatoria; Adinetida; Adinetidae.
AUGGCUAUGGUUCUUCAAACCAAUCGUGUUGUAAGCAGCAAUAGUAGCACGAUUCCAAUGGAUUCUUACAAUCAGCUGCAUGAAACAACAAGUCUCGAAGAUACUUUUCAUAAAAAAAUACUUGAUAAAAUCGAAGAAACAAAACUUACACGAGAUCCCGAAAAAUGUCAACAAACCCUCGAUGAUUUUUUAAAACUUCUCAAAUAUCUAACAACCGAUGUUACUAAUUAUAAUUUAGCAUUUCGUGAAACACGACCUUCAUUUUAUAUGCAAGAAUUUCAACGUUUAACAGAUCGUAUCGAAACAUUAACAAAAGCACGAGAUACGUUAACAGAAUUUCUUCAUGAACUUCAAGAUCAAAAUAUUGAAACAACCGUUCCCUAUUCAUCAUCAUUUAAUGAUGUUUCAUCUGAAAAUACUCAAUUUCAACAACAAUUACAAUAUUCUCCAGUAAUAUCUCAUUCAAAUCGUUCAUCUCCAUCUGAAAAACCUCAUCAUCAACAUACACCAUCGACAUCAUCAUCAACACAUUCAGGUACAAAAGAUAACUAUGUAAAUGAAUAUUCAACAACAACAACAACAAAUGAUCAUCAUACUGCUCAACGACCUCGUAGUCCAACUAUGACACCAAGUAAUUUUAUACGUGUUCAUUUUCCAAAUAAACAUACAACUGCUCUUGCUCCACGAAAUGAUGAAACACUUGCUGCAGCACUAGAAUCACGUGCUUCAAGACAUUCAGUAACUAAUAUAAGAGCUUAUACACCAAUCUAUAUGAUUUCAAGACAACCAUGUCCAUGGGAUAUUACACUUGAUCGUUUACGUGAAACAGAAAUUGAACUUGCAGAAAAACCAAAACUUGAUCAUUCAUUUGAAAAUGUUUCAACACCUCGUUUUGUACUAAUGGGUGUUCGUUGUGUUGUUUGUCAGCGUCGUAUUCGUGAAUCUCAUAAACGUUGUGUUUCAUGUGGUAAUAGUUAUCAUAAUAAUUGUUGUACAAAAGCACCUGUAUGUUCACAUCCUAUACUUCAACAUAUUAAACAUCUUGGUCCCGAUCGUUUUAAUAUGGAUCGAACAAAUGGUCAAAGUCGAAGUAAAGAACAAUCACGUAGUUUACCUCGAAUUCCAUUACCAAGACCCAGUAUCAAUACAAAUCAAGGAGUUGAUCCACGAAAAGAUAUUAGUCAUGAUUCACAAAGUCUUUCACCGCCACCAUCAAUACCAAUACCAACAAGAAAUGUUGGCUCUUUUCCCAAUGCUAUUCAAUCGACGAUGAAUAUAUCGUUAUCACCAUCGUCGAAUUCACUCUAUCAACCAUUAUCAACAGUUAUAUCAGCUUCAUUACCAUCAGCCGUCUCACCUAUACAUCACAUUCCUCAGUUAUUACUGACUACUAAUGGUUCUACUAUAAUAAGUCCAGAAAGUCUUCGACCUAGUAUGAUUAAACCUCAUAAUGAUGAUAUUAGUGAAACAAAAAAAUCAUCACCUAAAUAUGUUAGUGAAUGGAAAAUUCGAUCAGAAGAUUUACUCGAUCAUGGACGAAUGGUCGGUAAAGGUACUUAUGGUACUGUAUAUAAAGCACAAGUGCGAUUACAUGGUUGUGUUGCCUUAAAAGAAUUAAAUUUUGUUUCACCCACACCAACUCAAUUUCAAGCAUUUCGAAAUGAAGUUUUUGCAUUAAAAAAAAUUACACAUCAAAAUACAUUAAAUUUUUAUGGAUAUAUUGUUUCACCUCGUUUUGCUAUUGUAACCCAAUGGUGUGAUGGUUCAACAUUAUAUAAACAUAUUCAUAUACUUGAUCGUCAUUGGAAAAUUAAUCAAUUAAUUGAUAUUGCUCGACAAACAUGUCAAGGAAUGUCAUAUUUACAUGAUCGAGAGAUAAUUCAUCGUGAUCUCAAAUCUAGUAAUGUCUUUUUGGAUAUGUGUGCUGAACCUGAUGAUGUUGCCGUUUGUUGGCGUGUAAAAAUUGGUGAUUUUGGUUUAGCAGCUGUUAAAACUGUCGUAGCCGAAGGUGUUAAUCAACAAUUUCAACCAACAGGAUCAGUUCUAUGGAUGGCACCGGAAGUUAUUCAACAAAAAGAUCCCAAUUGUUACUCAACUAGUUCUGAUGUAUAUGCAUAUGGUUGUGUAUUAUUUGAAAUGUUUAGUGGAAAAUUACCUCAUGCACCAAUUAAUAAUAAAGAACAGAUUAUGUGGCUUGUUGGAAAAGGACGACUAAAAAUAAAAGUAGACGAAUGUCGUGAUGAUACACCUGAAGCUAUUCUUGAUCUAAUUCGUCAAUGUACAGAAUAUAAUCGUGAACUACGACCAGAUUUUGCGCCUGAGAUUGAUGAUGUAUUAUCAAAAUUUGAAUUUAUAUUUCCACGUGUACAACGUUCACAAUCAGAACCAUGUUUGAUUCGAAGUCAUCAAGAUGAUUUACUUGGUUUAUCAAUUAAUUAUGGUGUACCUAAAACUCCCGUAUCUAUUCAUCGACGUUUUAAUGCUGAAGUAUCAUGA